Besnoitia besnoiti is the source of this 585-nucleotide messenger RNA. Its product is annotated as putative alkyl hydroperoxide reductase/ Thiol specific antioxidant/ Mal allergen. The record is from RefSeq and is a predicted model, not a curated record. The transcript has a single exon. Gene Ontology annotation, molecular function: thioredoxin peroxidase activity. Gene Ontology annotation, biological process: hydrogen peroxide catabolic process; cell redox homeostasis; cellular response to stress. Lineage: Eukaryota; Apicomplexa; Conoidasida; Eucoccidiorida; Sarcocystidae. The coding region runs from base 1 to 585 and encodes 194 amino acids. Gene Ontology annotation, cellular component: cytosol.
AUGCCGGCGAUCGCGCAACCAGCACCUGCCUUUGAGGCAGAGGCCGUCAUGGCAGACGGGACUUUCGGCAAAAUUUCCCUCUCUCAGUUCAAGGGCAAGAAGUACGUGAUUCUUUUCUUCUAUCCUUUCGACUUCACUUUCGUGUGCCCGUCAGAAAUCCUUGCUUUCCAUCGCCUGCAGGGAGAGUUCGAGAAGCGCGGAUGCCAGCUGAUCGGCGCCUCUGUAGACAGCAAAUUUGUCCACAACGCAUGGAGAAACCUUGAGCCCAAGGACGGCGGCAUCGGCAAGAUUUCUUUCCCGCUUCUCGCGGAUGUGUCGCACAAAAUUGCGACAGAUUACGGCGUUCUGCACCCCGAGGGCAUGGCUUUCCGUGGUCUGUUCUUGAUUGACAAGGAAGGCAUCCUUCAGCACUCGCUCGUGAACAACCUCCCCCUUGGCCGCAGCGCUGAAGAGGCUCUCCGCAUGCUGGACGCACUCCAGCACGUUGAGCAAUACGGGGAGGUGUGCCCAGCCAACUGGAAGAAGGGAGACAAGGCAAUGAAGCCUACUGCAGAAGGAGUCAAGGAGUACCUCGGGAGCCACUAA